Messenger RNA from Parasteatoda tepidariorum (common house spider), 1434 nucleotides. RefSeq names its product pseudouridylate synthase RPUSD2. Gene Ontology annotation, molecular function: pseudouridine synthase activity; RNA binding. Gene Ontology annotation, biological process: enzyme-directed rRNA pseudouridine synthesis. The record is from RefSeq and is a predicted model, not a curated record. Lineage: Eukaryota; Metazoa; Arthropoda; Arachnida; Araneae; Theridiidae.
AAGUAAACUAUGAAUUCAGAAAUUUCGACUACUCCAAAAACGAACGAUGAAGAUAUUGAAAAAUCGAAGAAAAGGAAAACAGAUCAAUUUGAGCAGAAAAGUAAAAAGAUAUGUACUAAGGAUAUACGUCGCGGAAUUAAUAAACCGUCGACUGAAGAAACCGAUUAUUAUUUCGAUAAUUAUCUAAGAAAGGUCUAUCCUUAUUAUUUCACUUACACAACGCAUUGCAAAGGACGUUGGGUUGGAAAACGUCUCAUAGAUGUUUUUAGUGACGAAUUCCGUGCUCAUUCUAAAGAGGAAUAUGAAAAAAAUAUCAGAUCCGGCAAUAUAAAAAUUAACGAUAAAAGUAUAAGUGCUGACUAUGUAUUUAAAGAAAACGAUAAAGUCACAAACAGAGCCCAUAGACAUGAAACACCUGUUGCUGCAGCUCCAAUUAGAAUAAUCCAUUCGAGUAAUGAAUUUGUAGUAAUCGAUAAACCUCCAUCAGUACCUGUUCACCCAUGUGGUCGAUAUCGUCACAACUGCUUAUUAUUCAUUUUGGCAAAAGAGCAUAACUUGGGUGAAUUGUAUUCUGUCCAUCGUCUUGAUCGCUUAACCUCGGGUAUAUUAGUCUUUGCAAAAACUAUCAGGCGGUCUCAAGAAAUCAAUGAGCAAAUAAGAGAAAGAAAAGUAAACAAGGAAUAUGUAUGUCGAGUUGAGGGGAAAUUUCCUGAUGGUGAAAUAACUUGCAAAGAGCCCAUUGAGGUAAUUUCUCCUAAGAUGGGGAUAUGUAUUGCUAGUUCAAAUGGCAAAGAAUCUGAAACCGUUUUUGAACGAAUGAGUUACAAUGGAAAAACCAGUGUAGUUCGAUGUAAACCUCUGACCGGACGUAUGCACCAGAUUCGUGUUCAUUUACAAUACUUAGGACAUCCAAUUAUUAAUGAUCCAAUUUAUAAUCAUGAAAGUGUGUUUGGGCCUGAUAAAGGCAAGGGAGGGUGUAUUGGAAAAACAAAGGAAAAAUUACUAGAAGAUUUAUUAAAAACUCACAACUUGCAAAAGUGGUUGUUAGAUGAUAAUCUGCCUUUAGAAGUAAAGUCUGAAAAUGGCGCGAAUGGAAGUGAAAAUCUUGUUGAUGGUACUGAAAAUAAAAUUGCCUUAUCCGCUUUAGAUCAUUAUCUGAAAGCAGAGGGUUACGAACAGUUGAGAGAUGAGUACAAAAUGAAACUUGAAAAGUUCACUAAAGAGGAAACCUGCGAUCUAUGCCACCAGAAGUAUAUGGAUCCUGAGCCGAAAGAUUUAAUAUUGUUUCUUCAUGCUUUGAAAUAUUCUGGAGAUGGAUGGGGAUUCAGCACAGAAUUGCCUGCUUGGGCACAGGAGGAUUGGGAUGAUUCUAAGAUUAUUUCCUAGUGAAAAAAAAAUAUGUUUGAGCAAAUAAUAAAACCUAUUUGUUGAUUA